GCUGCUGCUGGCAGAACCCUGGCUUCAUACCCACGGCGGCUCUCGAAGGUGUCGGUCUAGUUGGUUUUUCGGCUCCCCGACUAACUUCGGGAAACCCACCGCCCCCACGUGACCUACCUAAACUUUACCUACUUACGUACGUACGUACGGACUGGGCUGGCUGGCUCUCUGGAGGCACCAAUGACAAAGUGGAUUUUCAUGAAUCAGCGACGACAUCUUUCGUAGGUAUUACUAUUAACGUGGCGGAAGUAGAAGAACUGUCCGGCGGUUGUUGCCGACCGCAGCAACAGCAGCAGCAGCUAUGGCUUUGCUGACGGCAGUGGCGGCGAAGACGAUGAGACUCGGGGUGUUGUAUUUUGGGCUCUUUGUAACGACAGUGUGUCUGGCUGGACCUGAUGGGUUCUCCGGCUACGAGCUGAAUCGGAUCACGCCUCCCGGAGGGCCCAAUGUAUGUGGUUCCCGCCAUCGAAGUUUUUGCUGUCCAGGAUGGAAACAAAAGAAGGGGAACAACCUUUGCAUCAUACCUGUGUGUGUCCGUGACUGCGGCCGAGGGGGAAGAUGCAUCCGUCCAAACCUGUGCAUGUGUGUGGGAGGCUUCAUCUCCCACAUUUGUGGAGGGAGGAAUGGCUUUGGCAGAGGGGAUGGAGAUGGUGACAUAAAUGGUGGUGGCAUUGGUGGGGGAGGCAUUGGUGGUGGAGGAGGCAUUGGCGGCGGUGGAGGCAUUGGGGGUGGAGGCAUUGGCGGUGGUGGAGGCAUUGGCGGCGGUGGAGGCAUUGGCGGUGGAGGCAGUAUAGGUGGAGGAGGUAUCAGUGGGGGAGGCAUUGGUGGUGGAGGAGGCAUUGGUGGAGGACCUGGUGGUGGUGGAGGUAUUGGGGGAGGAGGCAUCAAUGGUGGUGGAGGCAUUGGAGGAGGAGGUGGUAUUGGAGGAGGAGGGGGCAUUGGAGGCACUGGUGGUAUUGGAGGAGGUGGUGGCAUUGGUGGAGGUGGUGGUGGCAUUGGUGGGGGUGGCGGAGGCAUUGGUGGAGGAGGAGGAGGAAUAAAUGGAGGUGGCAUUGGUGGAGGAGGAGGAAUAAAUGGGGGUGGCAUUGGUGGAGGAGGAGGAAUAGGUGGUGGUGGUAUUGGUGGAGGAGGAGGAGGAAUAGGUGGUGGUGGUAUCGGCGGAGGAGGCAUUUCUGGAGGUGGAGGCAUCGGAGGAGGAGGAGGGGGUGGAUUUGGCUGCACCACAACAUGUGUCAAUGGUGGAACAUGCCAAGGAAAUCGAUGUAUAUGUCGCCCUGGAUUUACUGGAGAGCAUUGUGCAGAGCCCGUUUGCCAACAACCCUGCCUGAAUGGAGGGCGCUGUGUUGGACCUGACCGAUGUGCAUGUGUUUAUGGAUUCACUGGGAGGCGCUGCGAGGCUGAUUACCGAACAGGCCCGUGCUUCACAAAAGUCCAGCAUGACAUGUGCCAAGGACAGUUACCUGGAGUUGUAUGUACGAAGCAGUUGUGUUGUGCAACCAUCGGAAAGGCCUGGGGUCACCCAUGUGAACACUGUCCUACCAGACUUGACUGUGAUAAAGGGUAUCUUAAGAACAUCCACAGUGGGCAAUGUGUUGACAUUGACGAAUGUGAAGCCAUACCAGGACUUUGUGAAGGAGGUGUCUGUGUUAACAGCAUUGGCUCUUUCACUUGUGAAUGCCCUGAGGGACAGUCCAGGAAUCCUGAGACUAAUGCUUGUGAAGACCGAGACGAAUGUGCAGAAGAUAACGUUUGCCAGAAUGGGCGAUGUGUCAACACAGAUGGCAGUUACUAUUGCACCUGUGACUCAGGAUUUAUUCCUUCUCAGGAUCGGAAACUUUGCAUAGAUGCACGUCAGGGAUUUUGCUACACAGAAAUAGCAGCCAACGGACGCUGUCGUAAACCAUUGCAAAUAUCACUGACACGCCAUGCUUGUUGUUGUGGCAAGAACAUGGGCAAAGCUUGGGGUGAAGGAAGAAAUGACUGCGUCCCUUGUCCCAUGCCUGGAGAAGAGUUAUACGACCAAAUGUGUGAAAAGGUAGGAAAACUACACCCUCCCGUUGAUGAAUGCGUUUUCAAUCCUGGAGUCUGUGGUGAAGGAGGACGCUGUGUGGACACUAGUGAUGGUUAUGCCUGCCAGUGUUACGAAGGGUAUUCUAAUCUUCACCCAACGGAUAGAUGCAGAGAUGUGGAUGAAUGUCGGCAGGGAGCAUGUAGAGGUGGGCAGUGUUUCAACACUCAGGGAAGUUUUACUUGUCGCUGUCCUCCCGGAUUUGAUCUGUCAUCAGAUGGAAAGAAUUGCAUUGAUCAUGAUGAGUGCAGUGAAACAGGAAUGUGUGCCAAUGGAGUUUGCACCAACAUGGAUGGGUCUUUCAAAUGUGCUUGCAGCUCUGGCUUUGUCCUUUCUCCAUCUGGUUUUGCCUGCAUUGACAUUGACGAAUGCGCAGAAAACCCUAGGAUCUGUUUGUCUGGUCGAUGUGAAAAUUUGGAUGGUAGCUACCGAUGCGUUUGUGAUGAUGGUUACACCCAUGCUACUGAUGGCAGCUUCUGCACUGAUGUAGAUGAAUGCGCAGAAACUGGCAUGUGCGAUCAUGGUAAAUGUGUCAACAUGGAUGGCUCUUUCAAGUGCGUUUGCCAGCCUGGUUAUACACUCUCUCCAAGUGGUAAAACAUGUGUUGAUCUCAACGAAUGCCUUUCAAAUCCAUGUAAGAAUGGCCGUUGCAUCAACAGUGAUGGCAGUUUUCGAUGUGAAUGCCCACCAGGAUUUACUCUAGGUGCAAAUGGCCUUACCUGUCUUGAUACUAAACUGGACUUUUGUUAUGCUGUCUAUCGAGACGGGCAGUGCUCAAAUCCAUCUACAAUGCCCACAACAAAAUCUGCUUGCUGUUGCUGCACAGUUGUCUUGGGACAGCCCAUGGGUUGGGGAACACCUUGUCAAGCAUGUCCACAACCUGGGACACAGGAAUUCCUCUCCCUCUGUCCACACGGAUAUGGUAUCACUUAUGAAGGAGAUGAUAUAAACGAGUGUGCGAUGAAUCCAACCAUAUGUCGCAACGGAGCUUGUGAAAACCUUGAAGGUGGCUAUCGGUGCAUCUGCAACCCUGGCUAUAUGGUUGAUGACAGUGGUCGACAGUGUAAUGACAUUAACGAAUGUGCUAUUGAUAAUCUUUUGUGUGAUGGUGGACAAUGCCGCAAUACGCCAGGGAGCUAUCAGUGCAUAUGUCCUGCAGGCACACAGUUGAACACAAACACUCAUGUGUGUGAGGAUGUGGAUGAGUGUACAGAGCUGGGGGAGGAUGCAUGUGUUGGAGGCACAUGCAUCAAUGUCAUCGGCUCCUACAGGUGCGAGUGUGACGAAGGGACCAUCCUCGACUCAACCGGCAGGUACUGCAUUGACAAUCGCCGAGGAUCAUGCUGGACAAAAGUUAAGGAUGGCCGCUGCGAAAAUAACCUCCCGAAACUUACUCUGAAAUCCGAGUGCUGUUGCACCAUUGGAAAAGCUUGGGGUUCUCCAUGUGAAGUCUGUAAUCCUGCAGAUUGUGAUUGCCCCAUUGGGUUUGCUAAGGUUGAUGGAAAGAAAUGCUUAGAUAUUGAUGAAUGUCAGUUGAAUCCUACCAUAUGCCAAGGAGGAGGUGAAUGUGUCAAUACAGAGGGAUCCUUCACGUGUAAUUGUCCACCUGGCUUGACAUUAGAUGAAACAAAGACCAAGUGCUUGGACCUUCGAAAAGAAACUUGUUUCCUAGGCUACAGAAAUGGAAUUUGCACAAAGGAGCUUGAGGGCUUGUUUAGAAAGUCAACCUGCUGCUGCACUGUAGGAAAAGCUUGGGGAGAUGCCUGUGAACCAUGUCCACGACCUGGUACAGAGAUAUUUGAUGAGUUGUGCCCAAAGAGCUACGGCUAUGAUGGAAGAAAGGAUGUCAAUGAGUGCACCAUGUACCCUGACAUGUGUGACAAUGGUCGGUGUAGAAAUUCGAUCGGGUCAUUCUCUUGCCGUUGCAACCAGGGAUAUGCUCUAGAUGAAGAUGGGAUCAAGUGCACAGAUAUUGACGAGUGCAGCAUCAUGCGAGGAGUUUGUGGCAAUGGAACUUGUCAGAAUACAGCUGGAAAUUUCAUCUGCGACUGUGACGAGGGCUUUGAAUCUACCAUGAUGAUGCAAGUUUGCAUGGAUAUUAAUGAAUGUGAGAGAAUCCCUGGUUUGUGCCGAGGAGGACGCUGUAUCAAUACCCCUGGAAGUUUCAGAUGUGAGUGCCCACCUGGCCACGAGCUAGCACCUGAUCAGCGUUAUUGCAAAGACAUAGAUGAGUGCUCUAGAACUUCGGGGAUUUGUUCAAACGGCGUUUGCGAAAAUAUGAUGGGAACUUAUCAGUGCAUGUGUAAUGAUGGAUACCAACAGACAGGCCAGAAAUCCCAUUGUGAAGACAUAGACGAGUGCGGUGUGAACAACGGUGGCUGUGACGACAUUUGCAUCAACACUCCGGGAGCUUUCUCUUGCUCAUGCUCAACUGGAUACAUGCUCCUAUUGGAUGGACGCUCCUGCGCUGAUGUUGACGAAUGCAAAGAGAAGUCAGCAAUCUGCUCUGGAGGUGUUUGCAAUAAUGCACCUGGCACAUACAUGUGCGCCUGUGAUGGAGGACUUAUUCCCGAUACAGAAGGUCCAGGAUGUUUGGAUGUUGAUGAGUGUGAGAUGAAUCCAAACCUCUGCCAGAAUGGAAAGUGUGACAAUGUGGUAGGAUCCUUUGCCUGUAGGUGUGAAGAUGGCUAUAGUGUCAAAACACAACUCGGCCCAGGCUGCACCGAUGACGAUGAGUGCUCAAUGGGUACUUUUCAGUGCGAUCCUAAUGCCGAAUGCAUUAAUAUUGAUGGUACUUAUGACUGCCGUUGUAAGGAUGGUUUUACAGGCAAUGGGAAGACGUGCCGUGAUGUCAACGAAUGUCUCACAAAUAAUGGAGGCUGUGAUCGUGAUGCCCAGUGUAUUAAUACUGAUGGUUCUUUCAAGUGCAUGUGUGAUGCUGGUUUCCGAGGAGAUGGAUUUUUCUGUGAGGACAUUGAUGAGUGUACCCACGACCCAACACUGUGUGAAAAUGGCCAGUGUCUCAACUACCCUGGAUCCUUCCAGUGUGAUUGUGAAAUGGGUUUCAUGCAUCCUGAUCCUCACAAUGAACAGUCUUGUGUGGAUAUCGAUGAAUGUGACAUGUUCAGCAACUUGUGUGUCUUCGGCCAGUGUGAAAAUAUCUUCGGAAUGUUCCGAUGCAUCUGCGACGAAGGUUACCAUCUGGAUGAAACGGGAGGAAACUGCACUGAUAUUAAUGAGUGUGAGAACCCUGAUAUAUGUCAGUAUGGCACAUGUAUCAAUCAGCAAGGAACACAUGUAUGUGAAUGCCCACCUCAUUUUGAACUUAUCAGUACUGGUGAUGGCUGUGUAGACCGUAGAGAAGGAGAAUGCUACUUAGAUGUUGUUAAUGUAAGAGGUGGCCGUGGCCUUUGUCGAGAACCUUUAGGAGACCCAGUAACUAGGGCUACAUGCUGCUGUUCCGUUGGUAAAGCUUGGGGACCUCUUUGUGAAGUUUGCCCACGAGAAGAUACAGAGGAAUACAAGAAACUGUGCCCUAAUGGAAAAGGCUUCAGGCCAAAUAGUAUCACUGUUAUCUUGGAAGACAUUGAUGAGUGUGCAGAGAUGGAGAAUUUGUGUGGCAAUGGCCGGUGUUCCAACACUUUUGGCUCCUUCAUGUGUUCAUGUUACAGAGGGUACUCACUCAACAGUGAAGGUUCCCUGUGUGAAGAUAUUGAUGAGUGUGCUGACCAAACCAAAUGUAAGAAUGGCAGAUGUAUUAACACAAUCGGCGGAUUUGAAUGCCAGUGUCCAGAAGGAUACAUGCUGCUCCCCAACAGAGCGGAAUGCAUUGACAUGAGGCAAGAAACGUGCUACAUGGAAUACGAUGAUGGAAACUGCACAUUCCCCAUGAGGUCAGACAUUACUCGAAUGAAGUGUUGCUGCUCAAUGGGCAAAGCUUGGGGUUUCACUUGCGAGCCCUGCCCCACUAAGGGUUCAUAUGAAUAUAACUUGCUGUGUUACUCUGGCACCUCCACACGAUUUCCAGCUGGGCCUAUUGAUUCUGAUGUCAGAUAUCCCAUUGGUCCAGACGGCCGACCUAUUGGUCCAGAUGGGAGACCCCUUCCUAUCGGACCGGAUGGGAGACCCAUUGCUCCUGAUGGAAGACCCGUUGGACCUGAUGGGAGGCCAAUUGGCCCUCCAGACGGUGCCGGCGAAAGACCUUAUCCUAUAGGUCCAGAUGGAAGACCUAUUGGCCCUGAUGGAAAACCUUUGCCUAUUGGACCAGAUGGUAGACCAAUUGGACCUGAUGGCAGACCAAUUGGACCUGAUGGUAGACCACUUGGACCUGAUGGCAGACCAAUUGGGCCUGAUAGGUAUCCCAUCGGCCCAGAUGGAAGACCAAUUGGCCCUGACGGUAGACCUCUUCCUAUCGGACCUGAUGGAAGGCCCAUUGGACCUGAUGGAAGGCCAAUUGGACCUGAUGGAAGGCCUAUUGGACCACCUCUUGGGCCUGAUGGCAGACCUCUCCCUAUUGGGCCAGAUGGAAGACCAAUAGGACCAGAUGGAAGACCAAUAGGACCAGAUGGAAGACCAAUAGGGCCUGAUGGAUUGCCAAUUGGUCCAGGGCAACCAGUUGAUCCUGGUCAAGUCUACAAUCCUAUUACUGGCAGAGCAGAAGACUUUGAUGAAUGCGAGCUGAUGGGACACAUGAUGUGUAAGAAUGGACGCUGCAUUAACACACUAGGGUCUUUCCGUUGCGAAUGCAAUCUAGGUUUUCGGUAUGAUGACCCAAGCCAUAUGUGUGUAGAUAUUGACGAAUGUACUGAACAGGCUCCGUGUCAUGGACUGGCAAAGUGUGAGAAUACGGUUGGAAGUUAUCGAUGCUCCUGUCCCACAGGGUACAGGAUUAACAAACUUACAAAUGACUGUAUUGAUAUUAACGAGUGUGAACAGCAAGGCGUAUGUCAACAUGGUGUCUGCAACAAUUUCCAGGGAAGUUUCCAAUGUAUUUGCGACCCAGGUUAUGUACUAACAGCAGACCGUUCUUCCUGUAUUGACCUCGAUGAAUGUGUCCGCUCUCCAGACAUUUGUAAUAAUGGCACGUGCAUCAACUCAAUGGGAUCCUUCAGGUGCCAGUGUUUCAGGGGUUUCAAAAUCGGACCGAAUCGAGAUUGCAUCGACAUCAACGAAUGCCUGAUAACUGUUGGUCUCUGCCGCAAUGGAAGAUGCCGUAAUACUGAGGGUUCCUUCACCUGCGAGUGCGCAGAUGGUUAUACACUCACAGCAGAUGGCGAGCAGUGUCGAGACAUAAACGAAUGCUCAGAGCGGGAAGACAUUUGUCCAGCACCUGGACGUUGCCAGAAUUUGAUGGGUUCGUUCGUUUGCGACUGUCCCGAAGGUUUCACACUAUCCCCAGAUGGCAUGAGUUGCAUUGAUAUCAAUGAGUGUUACACCAUUGAAGACAUUUGUGAAAAUGGUGAAUGUAUCAACGGUAGAGGAACUUUCGAGUGUGUCUGCCCACCAGGUUUCGAACUUAGUCCAGAUGGAAAGAAAUGUGUAGAUCAGAGACGAGAUGAGUGCUAUGAAAAAUUCAGAAGAGGUAUUUGCUCAGACCCGCGGCCUGUUCGAAUACUGAAGAAGGAGUGCUGCUGCUCCUCGGGCGCUGCCUGGGGGAUUUCAUGCGAACGUUGCCCUCCCAGAAGUUCACCCGAGUUUGAGAAACUCUGUCCUUCUGGGCCAGGCCGCUCAGAGUCUGGUGCAGAUCUCAACGAGUGUGAAAUCAUGCCUGGAUCAUGUGAAGGAGGUGACUGCGUUAACACGGAUGGGUCCUUCCGUUGUGAGUGCCCCAUGGGAUAUGUUUUGGAUAGCACUGGUCGCCGCUGUAUUGAUGAUAACGAAUGUGCUGUUGCCAAUAUAUGUGGCAAUGGCACAUGCAGUAAUGUGGAGGGAGGGUUUGAAUGUUCCUGUCAAAAUGGAUUUGCUCCAGGCCCUAUGCAGACAUGCGAGGAUGUUGAUGAGUGUGAAGAACUUGGACAUCAGUGUGCGUUCCGGUGUCACAAUAUGGCCGGAGCAUUUAGGUGCAUUUGCCCCUAUGGUUACACACUAGCACCAGAUGGCCGUCAUUGCCAAGAUGUUGAUGAAUGCUCCACUCCAGCUAAUAACUGUAGAUUCUUAUGCAAAAAUCUCAUUGGAACAUUCAUGUGCAUAUGUCCUGAAGGGUAUCAGCAGGUUGGCAUGACUGAUGACUGCAAAGACGUCAAUGAGUGUGCCCUCAACCCAAAUAUUUGUGAGAGUGGACGCUGCAUCAAUACCAAGGGCUCAUAUAGAUGCGAAUGUUACGAAGGAUUUGAACCAAGCAGGGAUGGAAAGGAAUGUCUUGAUCGACGAGAGGGUUACUGUUUCAGACAGCUUGUUGGUGGUAUGUGCUCAACGACAAGCAAUGACCUAGCAGAGGUUACAAAAGCAGACUGUUGUUGUACAAUGGGUCUUGCUUGGGGCCCAAUGUGUGAACACUGUCCACGCCGAGGAUCUCCAGAGUACAGUGCCAUAUGUAUGGAAACUGGAUUCUCCAUUGAUGGCCUUGACAUUGAUGAAUGUCAAACAAUACCUAAUUUAUGCAGAAAUGGAAAGUGCAUCAAUACGAUGGGAUCUUAUCGCUGUAUCUGUGAUAAAGGCUAUAAACCUGAUCACUCAGGAACACGUUGCAUAGAUGUGAACGAAUGUGAGCGUACUCCACCUCCUUGCAAAUUCACUUGCCAAAACACAGAGGGAUCGUACCGAUGUUCGUGCCCACUUGGGUACACACUUAAUCCCGAUGGAAUCACUUGUCGAGACUUGGACGAGUGUGCCACUGGCCAACAUACUUGUCAGCAUGAGUGCGUUAAUACACAAGGGUCGUAUAAGUGCACAUGUGCUCAAGGGUAUAACGAAGUUGGAGAACAGUGCCUAGAUAUUAACGAAUGCCUGGAACAGACUGGUCUUUGUGGUCCUCUUGGUACUUGCAUCAACACUAUGGGAAGCUUCAAAUGCAUGUGUCCUAGAGGAUACAAAGUAGAUCCUUCAGGAACAAUGUGCAUUGACUCUGAUGAAUGUACUGUCGAUGGUUCCUGUGAAACUGGCUGUGAGAAUGUGCAAGGAGGAUUCUUGUGUGGCUGUCCAGAUGGGUAUCGCCAGCACUUCUACUACAAUCAGUGCGUGGAUGAUGACGAGUGCUCACAGGGAACCAUAUGCGGGACAGCUGAUUGUCAAAAUACUCUUGGGUCAUAUAAAUGCCUGUGCCCAAGUGGAUAUUCAUUCAACUUUGCCCUGUUCCUCUGUAUACAAGUGGACGAUAGCUGUAUAGACAGUCCCUGUGCUUAUGGUUGCAAUGCCCUGGGAGAUGAUGCUGUUGCAUGUGGGUGUCCAUCAGGAUUCUCAAGGAUAGGAUCAGGCCAUUGUAUGUCUACUCUAAAUCCUCCUGUUGGUAGUGGUGGGUUUGGUGCUGGAGGCGGAUUUGCUGGUAGUGGUGGGGGAUUUGCUCCAGGUGCUGGUGGUGGUGGUCCUGGAUUUGGGAGAGGUGGUACUGGUUUUGGUGACGGUUCAGGAUUUGGUGGCCCAGGUGCUGGAUUUGGCCCAGGGGGAGGUCAUGGAGGAGCUGGAUAUGGCCCAGGGGGAGGAGCUGGAUUUGGUCCAGGAGGUGGUCCUGGAGGAGGAGGAGCUGGAUUUGGCCCAGGGGGAGCUGGAGGUGGAUUUGGUCCUGGUGGAGCUGCAGGUGGAGCUGGUUUUGGCCCUGGUGGGGCUGGAUUUGGCCCAGGUGGGGGUGGAUUUGGCCCAGGUGGAGCUUCGGGGGGACCUGGAUUUGGACCAGGUGGAGCUUCAGGGGCUGGUUUUGGUCCUGGUGGUGGUUCAGGUGGGGUCUUUGGGUCUGGUGGUCAAGGAACUGGCUUUGGUGCAGGUGGGGCUGCUGGGCGGGGGUCUGUCCCAGGUGGAAGAGGAGGAGGAGGAGGAGGAGGGGCGGGAGGCUUCACAGACUCCUUCGGUAGCAGCUACGGUUCGUAUGGCGGUGGUCAGUAUGAUUUGGGUGGUGUGCCAACGUUCCCAAUAGGCCAGCAAGAUCCUUACACAAAUAAUGAAAACAUCAUCUCCACUGAAGGCUGCUUCUCUUGCAAGUUCAACGGCCAGGGUAGUUCAGGUAGACGUCGUCGUUCCACCCCAGGACAUCCUGUAGCAUUAGUUCCUGCCCCAGUCAAUUCUACCGAUAGUGAGGUGGUCUUAAUUCAUGCAUAUAACGAUACUCACAGAGUAGUUCGACGGAGUUUGGAAAUGGAAUUCAGGAGAGAAGACAGCAUAUCUAAAAAGGUAGCAAAGAAUCCAAUCAUCCUAAGAGUUACAUUAGAACAGACAAAACACAGAAUAAGGAUUUUGAAACUGAAACCAGCCAUAACUUAUCUUCAGGACAAUGUUGAAUAUAAAAUUCUACGCGGUAAUGAAAACAAGGUCUUUGAGAUGCGUACACAUAGAGGCACAACCACUCUUCACUUCCGGAAACGUCUGCACAGGCCUGCGACAUUUGAUGUGGAGAUUAUAGGGAGACCCCUGGAUUACUCACAUUUCAACGAUCAAGCCCAAAGUGAUCUCGAUGUUAACUUAAGAAUCAUUGUUACACACUGAAAAUGUUGAUUGUAGACACAAUAUAUUUAUAAUUAAUUUUCAUGAGAAUUUUUUUUUUUUUGGAAAUACAUUUCUUCAAAGAUGUACUUAUGAAAGAUUCAAGGAGUAUCUCAGUACAAUAACAUCAUACAUGACAGUUCAACUUUUUUGCAUUUUACAAUCUCACUUUAAAUUUAAAUUGCUCAUUGCAUGCUCACUGAGAUACAGGGAUUGUAAUUACUUUUGUCUUUGUUACAGUAAAGAUUUUGCCGCCAUAAUUUCAGAGUGGUGAUAGCAUACUUCUUUCUCUACCAUUUCUAAGGCUACGAGUGAAUCAGUUUUAACUGUACUUAGUAGAUGUUAGCGCUUUUUUCACACUAAUUUGUUGACAUUUGUAGAAUACUUGCAAUGAAGAAAUUACUUCAUCUUGUUGAGUAUGGAAAAUGGAUUUAUUUCAGAACAGCUGUGGUUUAAAAAAAAUGAAUGAUUAACUUACAUGCUGUACUCAUACUGCAGAACCUUUGUUAAUGUGUCGUCUGUUGAUUUCUGUUUCAAAGUGGGAGUCGUGCAUUUGGUAACAAUGUGGGAGUCUGAAAGAAGAUACCACGCAAUGGUCAUACAUUGUAUUUCUUCUUUCCAGCAACCUGUUGUUUAUUUGGUAUGAUGAUUGUCAAUUAUAAUUACUGAACUUUCUAACGGCUUAUUUCUCUCAGUAUGUUUGUGGUGUCCAGUACCGUAGUAGAAUAAUUGUAUAAUUGUUUAUUUAUAGUUAACUUCUUUAUUCAGUUGAAGAUCAGUUGUUAUGACGUUUCCAAGUUUAUUUAGUUGUGUAAUGACAGAAUGGGUUUACCUUACAAUUAAGUAUCUCAUAGACAGGCCCAUAUUUUGUAUUUUUUUAUUGAUGAAUUCCUUUCCAAGAACCAGUAACAUUCUCUACAAAAUAAUUGAAACAACAUUCCUUACACAAGCAAAAAUCCUAAGUCUCUACAGCGAAAGCACUUUAUUGAAAAUCAUCGCCACUCACAAAAACAAGUAAAGAAAUACUGUAAUUUAUUUAUUUGUUAUGUAAUAUUGUUUAUUGUAGUGUAUCAUCCGAGCACUGAUUAUAAUGAAUGUUCCAUCAACGGCCACUAUAUUUUAUUUUCAGUGUAAACACGACUGAAAUAGGACCUGUUAUGUAUAUGAUCUUCAUCUGUGUAAAAAUUAUGAUUUAUUUCUAGUCCUGGGACAUGGUAUCUCCUGCUUAGCAAAAGGAUAAACUAGUGAUAUUUAUUGUAAUUUAAGUUUGUAAUGUUUUACAAUGUUUUAGCUCGUACACCACUUAUACCAGUUAAUGUGUGGUCAUGGCAUUCAUGUUGCAAAUGCUACAUUGAAGUGAUGUUAAUCAGUCAUUAUUGCAUUUAAACAUUUUGAAAAUUGUUUGGAUAAUAGUGGAUAUUAUACUUAAUAUAUUCUGUAAUUCUCAAAAAAAAUUUGUCGUCAGAUCACAGUACAAAAUUAUGAAAUAUUAAUACUAUUAUGCAUUCCCUUUGUUUUGUAAUUGCUGAAAAAUUCAUGAUUUUGCAGUGAGAGUAAGGAUUAAGUUCUGUCACUGUUUGUAUGUUAAAUCCAUAUCUUUAACUGAGACUUUUACUUGUUACAUUAUAACUUACCAUGAAAAUGCAUUUUCAUUGGCCAGCAGUGAAACGUGAACCACACCAAGACAGUUCAUUGUUUUUGCUGACCAGUGAGGCACCUGAUAAGUACAGUGUAAGGGAAAAAAGAAGCAUGUAGCUUUUAUAAAUAUACAGUAAUGUGAACUGAUUGUUUAUACUGAUUUUCUUUUAUUGUCAUUUUGACAAGUUGUAUACUUUCUAAGGUGACCAAAUUAUUGUGUGGGAAAGAGGAAACAAUAAAUUAAUGUAUCAUUGUCAGCUUGAACCUCUUGGACUAUUAUGUAAGACUGGAAAGAAAAUAUUUAUGAAAUUAUGUCACUAAUUGGCAUGCCAUGAUGAAGAUAAGUUGGAAAGGCAUUAUUACGACAGACCUUGCCAAAUAAUUCUAGGCGAACGGAGAUGCUGUGUCCAAUUUGGUCGUAGUUUGGUUUUAUGUUUAUUAUCACUGCCAUAGGAUAUCAAUACUAUAAUUGUCAUUAUCCAAAACCUUUUUUCCACUCAGCCUUCCUCUAUGAGACAGCAGUGCUGCAUAGCUAUGGAGUUUUUGUUGGAAUGAACCUACCUAUAGGAAUCCAUUUAUGCAAGGCUUCUCGUGACGAUGGUGUACUACUCAUUCUUUACAGAAGACACAAAUGCACUGGAUGCAUUAUCCUUUUCUUACUAGAAUAGAACGGUAGAAGGGUUUUAUAUGGUGACAGUAGCACUAAUUUGUAAUAACAAUAGUCUGUAAAGAUAGUCCAACAUUGGUUUAUAGAUUUACGUAAGAUUUAUUAGUCACAGCAACUUACUGACUGCUUUCUAUAGGUGCAGAGAUUCGUGUCCUUUUGCUUUUCAGUUUCUCCAUUUCACUGUGAUUCCUGAAGAAAAGUUAUUGUAGUCGAGAGAUUGACUGCAGUAAGUGGAGUUUUUCUCAUAUACCUUGAUUUGAGUUUUAUGGAAUGUGAGUGUUUUUUAAUUUUUUUUUUUAAGGGAAAUUUUUCAGCACUUCUUCAGAAACCCAUCUGCUUCCUUUCAUUCUGUUGUACCUUUUUUUGUUCUUUUUUUAGUGUCUGAAUGUAUCGUUUGCCGAUCUCGUAAUGUUUGUCCGAGUAGCUGCCAUCCACAUAUUUUUGCAUUAAUUUUUAUAGCUUGUAUAAACGUUUUCAUAAUAAAUAUCACCAAAACUUA
This is a messenger RNA of Macrobrachium nipponense, 13500 nucleotides long. RefSeq names its product fibrillin-1-like. The coding region runs from base 302 to 10699 and encodes 3465 amino acids. Gene Ontology annotation, molecular function: calcium ion binding. The record is from RefSeq and is a predicted model, not a curated record. Lineage: Eukaryota; Metazoa; Arthropoda; Malacostraca; Decapoda; Palaemonidae. The transcript is spliced from 48 exons.